Thrips palmi is the source of this 1265-nucleotide messenger RNA. RefSeq lists its product as uncharacterized. The coding region runs from base 53 to 511 and encodes 152 amino acids. The record is from RefSeq and is a predicted model, not a curated record. The transcript has a single exon. Lineage: Eukaryota; Metazoa; Arthropoda; Insecta; Thysanoptera; Thripidae.
CAAGCAGAACACUUCUCAAGGGCGUCGCGUGUUCCACCGAACGAAAGUCAACAUGGCGUCGUUGAGUCGUCUCCACAACAUUUGCUCUUUAACAAGAAUUUUAUCAAAUUCUGGUAGAUUUAGCACUGUGACAGCGCGUCGUUGGAUCUCCAAGUCCGAAGGCAAACAAGACUCUGCCCCGGCGAAGCAUGGCUCGUCGGCUGCCAGCGGCAGCACCGUGCCCAAGAUCUGGGUGUCAUACGGGUUCAGCCAGACCAACUACUAUGAAGAUCGCCUUUUGACGCACUUAUUCAUGUUUCUGGGCAUCUCCUGGGCCAUAAUGGGCUCGUGCUGGAUCAUUUACUACUACCCGGACAUGAACAAGCACGAAUGGUACCGUCGUGAGGCCUUCCUGGAACUGCGUAGGAGAGAGGCCGCUGGGCUGCCCCUUGUGGAUCCCAACUAUGUUCCUCCUAGCCAAAUUAAACUGCCAUCUGAUGAAGAACUAGGACCUUAUGAAAUUAUCAUUUAGGCUGUUACAUUAUUAAGAAAUUUUAAUCAUCAAUUUGUAGUCUGAAUGGAUGCGGCUGCUUACGAACUUGUCAUGACCAUCUCACUGUAAUACCUGCUGACCUGCGUUUCGUUGUACAUGAUGUUGGCCUGCUUUUAAAAUGUAAGUGUCUCGCUGGGGUCUUUACUCUGACGAACAAAUUUGAGACACCUCCUGUCUGAAAAUCCCAUGGAAUUAUAAUGAGCUGUCAUAUUCAAAGACAAAGUUUCCUGGUAGUGCACAGUAGUUCCAUUGCACACUGUUUUAAUUACGUUCACAAAAUACUAAGUUUGGUCUCAGCUGUGAUUCAAUUGAAGUUUCUGCCUAAAAUGUUAAGUGUUAGUAAUUUGAGUGGAAGACAACAACUUCAGGUGCUUAAUGGAAUUACUCUUAUACUUCAUGGUUUGUUUAAUGCUGAUUUACCAUUCUUGUUAUUGAAGUUAUUUUGUUCUAGUAGAAAUUUUGUACGAGAUUCUUCAAGGAAUAUGAUGUACCGGCCUUUUUUACCUCAUUUUUGCAAACCAAGGUAUUUGGAAUUAUGAGUGGUUUGCCGUUUCUGAUGCAGCUUUUGUUAGAAGUUCCAUGAGUUUUGUACAAGAGAAAAUAUUUCUCUUUUAAAUACAAAGUGUUUGUUUUGGUUAUUGUUUGUGGUGAUGUCAGCAUCAAUGGCAGUUCAAUUGAGUCAAAGAAAAAAACUUGUACAUACAACUGUCAAUAAAAUGUACAAAAUGUUUCA